Messenger RNA from Adineta steineri, 951 nucleotides. NCBI's taxonomy places the organism in Eukaryota, Metazoa, Rotifera, Eurotatoria, Adinetida, Adinetidae. The record is from the annotation of a GenBank genome assembly.
AUGAACGAUGGUCGAAUGCAGCAUGCAGCAAUCGCAUUAGGAAAUGGAAAAAUAUUAGCUGUUGGUGGAUAUGGUAGUAGUAAUAUCCUGGAUAGUGCUGAGCUGUAUGAUCUAUCAACAGGUACUUGGACAAGAACCGGUAGCAUGAUUCAUGCACGCAGCGAAGUCACAGCAUCAGUAUUAUUAAAUGGAAAAGUGUUGGUUACUGGUGGAACUAAUGGUAGUAUCUUAAAGCAUGCUGAAUUAUAUGAUCCAUCAACAGGAAUCUGGACAGCGACUAGUGACAUGAAUAAUGCACGCGUGUUACAUACAGCAUCAGUGUUAUUAAAUGGACAAGUGCUAGUUGCUGGUGGAUGGAAUGGUACUACGCAAAUAAGUAGUGCUGAGUUAUACGAUCCAACGACAGAAGCUUGGACAAUUAUUAGUAAUAUGAAUAAUGCACGAAAUUCACACACAGCGACUGUAUUAACAAAUGGAAGUGUAUUAAUAAUUGGUGGAUGGCAUGAUGGUUCUAUCAGUGGUGUUGAAUUAUAUGAUUCAACAACAAGAAUUUGGACGUCAACUAAUAAUAUAAACAAUGCACGAUAUGCUCAUACAACAUCUGUAUUAGCAAACGGACAAUUGUUGAUUACAGGUGGACAAAAUGCCACCGAUCAUUUAAAUAGUGUUGAACUAUAUGAUCUAUCAACAGGGACUUCGACAAUAAUCAAUAGCUUAAGUAAUGCACGACCUUAUCAUACAGCAUCUAUUUUAACAAAUGGAAAAGUAUUAAUCACCGGUGGUGGUCUAAGUAUUACUGAACUGUACGAUUCAUCAACAGGAAAUUGGACAACUAUUAGUAAUAUGACUGUUCCACGAUGGAGACAUACAGCAUCCACAUUAACCAAUGGAUUAGUGUUAGUUGCUGGUGGAUCCAGUGGUAUUUUAGAGAACAGUGCAGAAUUAUAUUAA